UGAUGAAUUACCUAACCUUACAAUUUUUACUUUAUUUUUACUUGAAUUUCAAAUCUUGAAUUCAGAAAUUUUGAUUGAAUAAGAAAAUAUUAUACAGCAUUAAGUUAUGCCCUUAGAUAAAAAUAGACAUGAAACGUGGUUUAAAAGGAAUAUGAUGUUCAUUGUCACUAUACCGUUAGUAAUAGGAAUUCAUUGGGGCUGGUUGAAGUUGCAGCAAGAUCCUACAUUGGUUGACCCUAAAUAUAGAAGGAAUUUACCUUAUUACGAUAUGUACCAGAUUGCCAAAAAAUAUUUCACAGGAGAAAGCGCUGAACCACUUCCUGAAAAGCGUGAAGACAAAGAAAUCUUUAAAGAUUAAUUUUAUAAGUUCAGGCCUUAGGGUUCUCUUCCUUUGUUAAGCUUUUAGUUGAAAUGUAUAUAUUGAAUCUUUUUAAGUUUAGUAAAAACAAAAUAUAAACAUAAAACAAGUG
Molecule: messenger RNA, 470 nt
Organism: Ceutorhynchus assimilis (cabbage seed weevil)
Lineage: Eukaryota; Metazoa; Arthropoda; Insecta; Coleoptera; Curculionidae
Source: the annotation of a GenBank genome assembly